AUGCCCUCCUUCCUGUUGAGAAGCAGCCUCUGGCUGUCAUUUGCUGUGGUGGUAGUGGCCGUCUACCUUGGAUUUCAGGGCCCACUCCAGCAGGUCUUCACGUCUACCAGAGUCCAGACAUUCUGCUAUGCAAAGGGCGCCACGACGAAAUUCUCAACUCAGGACACCGCCGCAUGCUUUGUCGUCGAGGACGGCCGUUUCAGCCACGUGUUCACGCCUGGAUCAGAACCUGUUGAUGUCCUUCCUGGACACGCUAUUCCUGGCCUCUGGGACGGUCAUGGCCAUCUGGCUCAAUACGGGGAGUUCCUCCACUCAGUUGACCUCUUUGGCGCAAACUCAAUCGAAGAUGCCAAAGACCGCAUUGCGGCUUACAUUCUGGCACACGAUGGCGUGGGGUCCAGGGCAGACUGGAUCAGGGGCGUUGGCUGGGAUCAGAUGAGUAUGGGAGAAAUGCCAACCGCAACCAUGCUUGCCGACUUCGACGGGCUGUAUAUCAUGCUUGACCGCGUGGAUGUCCAUUGCAUUUGGGUCUCCCAAGCCGUCCUCGAUCUAUUGCCAGACGACCUAGCCGAUGUCCCUGGCGGCGAGAUCGUUCGAGAGCCGGGCAUGGGUGUCUUUUGUGACAAUGCCAUGGAGGUCGUCAUGAAGCUCUGGCCACGGCCAGAUGCUGCUCGAAGGCAAGCAUUCCUUAAAUCUGCAAUGGCAGCACUCCACCAAGUUGGACUCGUGGGCAUGCACGAUGCCGGCGUCUACACCAACGAGCUGGAGCUGUACAAGAGGAUUUUCAGCGCGGAAGACUGGACUUUGCGCGUCUAUGCCAUGAUCGAGUGCGAGGAGAGGAACACGUUCUGCCCCGAAAAGGUGUCUCCCUUCACCGAUGCCGACGGGUUCCUAAGUAUAAAGAGCGUCAAGCUCUUCGCUGAUGGGGCCCUGGGUUCCUGGGGAAGUGCCAUGAUCGAGCCCUAUUCCGAUCGCCCUGACACCGCAGGUUCUCUCCUCGUCAAUGCAUCUACGCUUACGUCCUUGACAAAGUCCUGGUCUUCAGAAGGCUAUCAAGUUAACAUCCAUGCCAUUGGUGAUCUCGCCAACCGGCUCGCCCUUGACGCAUUCGAAGCUGCGCUUGCCGACCUGUGCCCAGGGGAGACGGUAUCAGCCUGUCAGGCAAAGCACCGUUUUCGAAUAGAACACGCCCAAAUUAUACACCCUGAAGACCAGACACGCAUGCACUCUGUUGGAAUCAUACCAUCCAUACAGCCUACUCAUGCAACUUCCGACAUGGGCUAUGCUGAGCUGAGAUUGGGAACCAAGCGAACCGCCACCGAGGCCUACAGGAUGCGCUCACUGCUCGAUCUACAGCCUGUCCUAGGGAGUGACUUCCCCGUCGAGCCCCCCAGCCCCUUCCAGGGGGUCUACGCGGCUGUCACCAGGAGAAGCCCUCACACGGGUAAGGGCACAAACGGCAGCGCCGACAGCUGGUACCCCGAGGAGGCGCUGGCAGUCCGUGAGGCGCUGGUGGGCUUCACCGAGGGUCCUGCACAUGGUGCAUUCCUUGAUGGGAAGGCUGGGGUGAUCCAACCAGGCGCUUUCGCGGACUGGGUUGUCCUGGACGAGCCUUUGGAACAACUGAGUGUUGAGGACAUUCGCCAUGUUAAGGUAAAGGAGACAUGGGUUGGUGGGCGUCGGGUCUACUCAAGGGAUUAA
This is a messenger RNA of Diaporthe batatas, 1701 nucleotides long. RefSeq lists its product as uncharacterized. Gene Ontology annotation, molecular function: hydrolase activity, acting on carbon-nitrogen (but not peptide) bonds. Bases 1 to 1701 code for a protein of 566 amino acids. The record is from RefSeq and is a predicted model, not a curated record. NCBI's taxonomy places the organism in Eukaryota, Fungi, Ascomycota, Sordariomycetes, Diaporthales, Diaporthaceae. The transcript is spliced from 6 exons.